CAAGGGUUUAUAUGACAUAAUUUAUCCUGUGAAACUCCUAUUGAAGAAUCCAGAUAUAUAAAUGUAAAUCCAAGCAGAUGCGCUGUGCGUAAAAGCGGUCAACCGCUCGGUGCCAUUGGGCUUUGGCGCGCGGCGCACUUGUUCGGCUCGCUUAGUUAUUUGGAAAUCAGAUUUUAAAAAUAUAUGAAAGAGGCUGAGGUGAAGCUUUUCCAACCACACCAACCUCUCGUGUGAGAUCUAAUUGUCUCUAGUCUAAGCUCAGUUAUAUGUGGGUGAAAAGCUCUUUUUUUCAAUCGACUUCACAUAAGAAAAGCAGAAAGUCGCACUUCACUGUCGCAGCUCUGUUUUGCUCUGAAACGAGACCACUGCAGUCUGUUUUCGGAAUCAGAACUGCAUGUGGAUCGUACACAAUGGACCCUCCGGACCCGUCCUGGUAUCCACUCCCUCCAGAACCCAACUCCUCUGCAGCCGCUGGCUCAUCCUUUCUCUUUCCCUCCCCUCGUCUCCUGAACGUCUCCUCCAACGUGUCCACGCAGAGUGUCCCCUUCCAGGGCAGCAGCGCCCCGGUCACCGCUAUUAUCUACUUCACUGUCUUCUUGGUGGGUCUGGCCGGCAACACACUGGCCAUUUACGUGGUGCUGCGCUACGCCAAGAUGAAGACCGUCACCAACAUCUACAUCCUGAACCUGGCGGUGGCCGAUGAACUCUACAUCAUCGGACUGCCCUUCCUCACCACGCAGAACGUGCUCUCGUACUGGCCCUUCGGCUCGUUCCUCUGUCGUGUGGUGAUGACUGCGGACUCCAUGAACCAGUUCACGUCCAUCUUCUGCCUCACGGUCAUGUCCAUGGAUCGUUAUCUGGCCGUGGUCCAUCCGAUCCGCAGCACCAAAUGGAGACACCCCCGCGUGGCCAAGGUGGUGAGCGCAGCGGUGUGGGCCGUGUCCUUCAUCGUGGUCCUGCCGGUGGUCAUCUUCUCUGAUGUGCAGGACAUGUUUAACUCCUGCAACAUGAACUGGCCGGAGCCAAAGGAUGUUUGGUCGACGGCCUUCAUUAUUUACACUGCCACAGUGGGUUUCUUUGGGCCGCUGCUCAUCAUCUGCCUCUGUUACCUGCUCAUUGUUAUUAAGGUGAAGUCGUCCGGGGCCAGGGUGGGCUUCAUUAACCGCCGGCGUUCAGAGCGAAAGGUGACGCGCAUGGUGGUGGUCAUCGUGGUGGUGUUCGUGCUCUGCUGGCUGCCGUUCUACAUCACCAACAUGGUCAACCUGGUGGUCAUCAUCCCCGAGUCCAGUGUCACUGCCGGGAUCUACUUCUUCGCUGUCGUCCUGUCCUACGCCAACUCCUGUGCGAACCCGCUGCUCUACGGCUUUCUGUCCGAUAACUUCAAGCAAAGCUUCAGAAAGGUGCUCUGUGUUAAGGGUAUGAGGUGUGCCGCCAAUGGUGUCGACGACGGUGACCCCAGCGCUCCACGCACAGAGAAAACUACGGCGCAGGACUGCAUCCUGCUCUCCCCUCGUAACGAGGUCUAUCACGACGCACAGAGCAGCCAGAUCUCACCCCACCCCACUGACAGUUUUAGCCCCCACUCAGCUGCCGACCUGAACCGCUCCACUCCAAAGUACCAGCUUUCCUCCUCGUUCCCGGGAACAGCCGCUACUGCGGCCGGAAACUCCUUCAUCACUUCUGAGGCACCCGACCCUCCCACUACCACGGCCCUGACCACCGCCUCCUCCUCUGACUCCGUUGCUCCACUGGAACGACAGUGAGUGGACUGUGGGUCCCAGAGUGGGUCAGCAGAGAGGCUGGACUUGCUGUUUCAGAUAUCAAACCGAAAAGAUGUUUUUUCUUUUUCCUGCAAGCUCACUUUAAACAAACUGCCGCACUUCUUCUUCUCAUUGUGUGACAAACUGUUGAAGAGUUUUGUUUACCAAGCCCAACUCUUCAUUAAGCCUCCCUCUGACAUAAGUGCCUUUUCAUCAGCUCUCAGUAAUCAUCUCAGCUUCUAAAGGAAGGCAGAAACAUUCACACAUUUUUUUUUUUUUUUUUUUUUUUUUUGCGAGUGCUUUGUGUCAAGGACUCUUUUAGCUUGGAACCAUGUCCAUGCUUACCAGAGCCAAAUGCCUUUUACAUUCAGAAAAUAGGAUCCGUACAACGUAUUUCAUAUAACUAACACCAAUGUUUUCAUUUGUACUUUGUGGAUUUUUGUAUUUAAUGGUCACACCAAUUUCUUAUCAUUUACUACACAGUUAUGAUCAAAAUGAACAUCCUUUCAACAAGAUCAUUAAUAUCUCAUUCAGUUUGGGCAGUAAGUUAUGAAUUUAACUUUCCUUUUUCUACAAAGAAGUGAUUAUACAACAUGCAACUUCAUUAGUUCCACAAAUUACAACUUAUUGUGAGUUAUGUGUUUCAUCAUUAUGUCAUUAUAUAAUGUCUUAUCAUUAUAUUAUUCUUCCAUGAUGACAGGUGAGGCUCUGGCUCAGCUGCUUCCCCUGACCACAUGUCUCUGAUAUCAAUCACUCAUUUUCAGCUGAUUGGUUUCCUGCCACAAAGCCUUUAUGCAAAGUCCACAUGUGUCAGGAUCAUUGUCAUUUUACAGCAUCCUGCUUUGUCAAAGUUUCAACUAUUUGACCCAAAUUAUCACCUUCUGCAGAGAGGAAACAGGUAAGGAUAUAUUAAUCGUUAAGAUUCAUGCCUGUCAGUGUGGUUGUCCACAGUUGCAGUGAGUUUAUGCCAACCAAGAAGUGUCUGCUUCAAAACUAGCACCUUCAAAUUCAAAUGAUAAAGAGAAACUUUGGAAAAAUCUAGGUGAGGCUUUCAAACCUAUGAGCACAAAGUAGGUAAAAGAAUAGAAAGUGAUCCCAAACCCAGAUAAAAACAGGCAAACAUUCACCUCAUCCCCAAAUCAUGUACCCUGUCCUGACAAAGAAUCAACCAGCUGAAAUGACAGUUUCUUUCCAGGAGAAUCAACCAAUUGGCAUUAUCUUUCUCUCUUCUAAUUAAAACAUGGGCCCAAUAUUGAGCCAGAAUUAGACCAGAAGUUGCUGAUGGUAGGCUGGCCAUUUUACUUCUGGCAUUCACUUGGAUUCCCUGUGGUAGAUUUUUCUCAGUGAACAGAAGAAGUUGUGAAUGAUAUUUUUCUGCGCUGUUUUGGAAUCGUAGUCUGCCGGUAGUUUUAGGAAUGGCAGCGGAGGAAGUGAACCAAAUCGUCCAGUUAGUUUUGAUCACAUCUCCAAGUGUUGAAUGGAUGUUACCAGCCGCCCCGUUCAGCUUGGCACUUCUCUUUUCACAGUACAGGAUGGUUGCAGCAAUUUCUGGUAAGCUUCAUAGCGUCAAACUUCGGCAUUACAGCCAUCUUGGUCAAACGUUAAUAGCUUGUUAAAAUUUAAAACAUCAACACAAUCCAUGAAUCCAGGAAGUUUCUCAAUAACCAAGAACCCGGAUCCCCUGUACAAAGUUAAUAGCGUAGGACAAGGAGCUGGUUUUUACCAGCAUGUGUGGGUGGUAAGUAAAAUUUGCUUUCCUGCAAAACACUAACCAAAUUGUUGGAUGACUACUGAAAGACCACACAACAUCUUAUGCCUGACUGGGGAAUAUAGGCCACAGGAUUUUUCAGACUAGCUGAAGCCAAUUGAAAAAAGUCCUAUAGAAACAAAAGUUCACAUUUGUUUUGGUGUUUCGCCUCCUUCAAGUUGUCUUCUGACACCUCUCUCUGUCCUGCAGGACUUUUGCUUUGGCUGCUGACAACACCUUUGCAGAUGGUCAGUAAUCUAUUCACACUCUCUAUUUCAACUCCAAAAUUCAAUGGUGUAAGAGCGUGACCUCUGCUGAGACGCCAUCAUUUUGUGUAAAAAUGGAUUUCUGGGUUGGUUGAGUUAAAGACUGAGCUGAAGUCUCAGGGUUGUUAAAAUUCACAAUACAUUCAAAAAAACAAGCACUAUUGUAUGUUGUAUAAUCUUUGCUUCCCUGUAAAAGAACAGCUCAAAUUAUUAACAAAAAAACCCUAAUUAAUAUAAUGCUGUCACCCAUGAGGACAUGGUGAUUCUGAUGGAUCAGCAUCUGUAUAUCUUGUGAAGUCUAAUACUGCAUAUUAUGUGUGAUUUUUAAACUAGGCUUGUUGCUGUUUCCUACAGUGAAUGUAAACGGUUGGCAGCUCAGAAAAAACUCAGCCAGCAUGGAACAAAAAAACCUCUGACCUCUUUGUGCUUUCACUCUGUUUGUUUUGUGUGUGCGUGUGCUCAACUUUAUUUGUGUCUCUUACAUGGAUUUGUUUUUUGAAAAGAUGAUUUUUUUUCAAAUCCACAAUUUCCGUGAGCUCAUUGCUUCCUGGGUUAUUGUGGGCUUCAGCUUUGACUCAUUCCAGGCUGAACACCAGAUGAGGUAUUGAGAUCUUGGGCUAAAUCCCUUUGCAUUUAUAUUUCCACUUGAGCUUUUAGAAACGAUUAUUGUGGAGAUGUAACUGGGACACUCUGAAAAGGACAAUUAGUGCUAUAAUCACAGUUCAAAUGACUUUUAAACUCAUUCGUUGUGCAUUUGAAGCCCAACGAUUUUCAAACUAAAUUUCUGUGAAUAAAAAUUCAAAAAGAAAAAAAAAAUUCUAGUGCUAACUUGUGCUGGCAGUAUUGUUGUAUUGUUAUUUGUAUGUUUUGUCUCUUCUUGUACUCAUAUCCAACAAUCAUCCAUUGUGUAAAUAUAUUAAGUCAAUUUAGGACAUCAUAUAAUGAAGGCAGAGACUUUUAUUGAAAAAGCACGUUAGUGCAUAAUGUGAGAGUAGAGCUUUUCCUGACGGAUGGUUGUGCCUUCUAUGCUUUGGAAAAAGUAAUUUUUUCCUCAGUGCAAAGAAGCCGAUUGGUUGAACAUGAUCAAGUGGAGCCAACAAUUCAGAGAAAAUUAACCAAGGUUGUUAAUCAUAAAGGCUUUUACGCACAAAUUUCUUGAGUACCUGAUAGUCAUUGUUGUGAAGAUGUGCUUUGGAUGUCCUUGAAAUAAAAUGUUUUCAAAAAUC
Messenger RNA from Poeciliopsis prolifica (blackstripe livebearer), 4999 nucleotides. RefSeq names its product somatostatin-like receptor F_48D10.1 (gene sstr5). Gene Ontology annotation, cellular component: neuron projection; membrane. The record is from RefSeq and is a predicted model, not a curated record. The transcript has 5 exons. The coding region runs from base 267 to 1763 and encodes 498 amino acids. Lineage: Eukaryota; Metazoa; Chordata; Actinopteri; Cyprinodontiformes; Poeciliidae. Gene Ontology annotation, biological process: cellular response to glucocorticoid stimulus; neuropeptide signaling pathway; regulation of insulin secretion. Gene Ontology annotation, molecular function: somatostatin receptor activity; neuropeptide binding.